UCUAGAUGAGACUGGUGUGAUACGGAUCCAUUCGACUCGCAUACGAACCUUGGCUUUCUCUGUCGCAUUAUAACCUCGCGACUUUUGUCAGGCGUCACUUACUCUCUUCCUUUGGAUCUGCAUCCUGUUUUUCGCGAUCUCAGCACUACUCGGCGGCCGCGGCCUCUUAGUUCCCCAUAUCAACGGCUUCCAGAUCGUUUCGCGCGCAUUCCUGACCGUCUGCCUGUGCAGCUUGUCAGGUCUCCCAGAGACUGUGACUGGCAGUAUUAGAUCCGGUGACGAGCUCUACGCUGAGUAACCUGCGAGGCAUGGGUGGGAGUUCGAACCAGUCUAACCGCACGAGCCCCGGGUCCUAUACCACGGCACAACGCACUGCUUCCUUAUCCUCUGGCUCUUCGCCUCCUAGCCAGUCUGUCCCCUUCUCUCAGGCGUCCUCGACGGCUCACAAUGCGAUGUCGACCAGCGACGUCUAUAAUCCCACUGUGUCGCAAGCACAAACAUCCCUUGGAUACCCGUUCCCGAUCGGUGCCGCCAGUUCCCUCGACAGUGUUUCAACCGCCAUGCGUCUAGCCGACUCCGAUCGAACUGCGCAAGGCAUGAACGGCUUUGGCAGGAUGGGCCAUAGCGGCGCUAUCCUGAUGCGCAAGCUCCCGCGAAACACAAGCCGCGAGGCUCUGCGAAGCAUGCUCUUGUUCGCCAAAGAUUUCAUUGAUGCGGAUUUUGUCGCUUCAGAUCUCCCUGAAGACAACGGAUUUUUGAGUGCUAUUGCCCGUUUCAACACGUUAGGAGCAGCAGAAGAAGCAAGGGCGCUACUGGAUGGAAAGCCAAACUCGAAGAACGAAGCCAACAUGAUCGUGGAGAUGUAUCCGGGACCUUCUACGAUCGCACUAACUGGCAGACGCAAUACUGUCGACCACACCCCUGCGCGCGGCAUGUCCGGUGGUAUGCCAUCCGGAGGUCCACUAGGCCGUCAGUCUUCUCGUUUUAACGGCACAUUCCAGAGUCUGGAGCGUCUCAACACCACGAACGGUCUAUCUCAGACCAAUGGCGAUCCACUCCCCACUCCAGAUACGAACUCCCGACUGCACAGCCUUUUCUCCCCGCAGUCUCCUAUCGGAAAUGGAAUCAGUGAUCUUCCUCGUGUCAGUGGCAAGUCUGUGAUCGACCAAGAUUUGGACGAGGAAACGGGAGAAUUGCUCAAAGACCCCGUUGGCUAUGCUCAGAACGGACAUGCCGGCUCUGUUUCGAUGCCUAGAAGGUCCACCAACCCUCAGAUUCCGACUAACCGCUUUGCCAAUUUGUCUCUGACGACGUCCAAUAUGACUUCUCCCAUCCAGAGCUACGGACCGGGUUCGGCGCGCAUGGGUGUUCAGACGCCCUCAUCGACAUUGGCCCCUAAUAAUGUACCAGGAAAUCAUGGCUUCCAUUAUCCGAACCAACAUACCCCGCGCCACAGCCUGCCAGCUGCCAAUCCCAACGACCUCAACCCACCUUGCAAUACGCUCUACGUCGGCAACUUACCCGCCGAUACAUCCGAGGAAGAGCUUAAGUCUCUCUUUUCGAAGCAGCGGGGUUAUAAGCGUCUUUGUUUCCGAAACAAGCAGAAUGGACCGAUGUGCUUUGUGGAGUUUGAUGAAAUCGCCAUGGCGAGCAAAGCGCUCAACGAGCUCUACGGUUACAAGCUUUCCAACAGUGUCAAGACCGGCAUUCGUCUCAGUUUCUCGAAGAACCCUCUUGGAGUCCGCAACGGUCAGCCCGGUAGUAUGAAUUCAUCAACCCCUCUCACCCCGCCCGGUGGUAAUCACAGUGCCAACGGCCUGGCUGGUGUGCCAAAUCCGAUGUUUUCGACUGCGACUGGGCCGCCUCCAGGGCUUUCUGCGCCUCCCGGUCUUGGUGUUCCAGUCGGCGUGAGGAAUGUUCCUAUCCCUCCUGGAAAUCCGCACUCGCUGGUGCCGAAUGCUUCGUUCGGUCCGAACACUGGACUUGGCAUCAGAACCAAUGGCAUGAAUCCUAUGUCAGCUUCAACUCUAGCGGGAGGGAUUACUGGCGCUUCCGCGGGACAUCCUUUAGGAAGCUUCAACAACCUUUACCCUGAUUACAUGAUGGGCCGAUAGAUUACGGCAAAUUGCAUAUUCCAUAAUGUCCGGCAUGUUUGAUGACGACUGGGUCAUAAGCGGCGUACUGGGGUUGCCUGGCUUUAGCGAGCCCAAGCAGCAAUUUGGGAGUCUCCACGAGUCCCAAGAGAUGUUGAUCAAAGAUAAUUUCC
Messenger RNA from Paecilomyces variotii, 2266 nucleotides. Its product is annotated as RNA binding protein. The coding region runs from base 309 to 2114 and encodes 601 amino acids. The transcript has a single exon. The record is from RefSeq and is a predicted model, not a curated record. Lineage: Eukaryota; Fungi; Ascomycota; Eurotiomycetes; Eurotiales; Thermoascaceae. Gene Ontology annotation, molecular function: mRNA binding.